AUGGUGUCCUCUGAAAACCCCCUCAAGCGAUCCUCAACCUCACCUCUCCAGCAAAAUGCUCCCGACACGAAGCGCUUGAAGCGCCCUUAUCACCACCAUCACCGUUUGCUGAACCCCGUUCUUCCAGCUCUUCCGGAGCCCGCGAUCACUGACGAUGCCCGGGUUGACCAUCUGAUGAACCGCUCUAUUGGACUGUCGCUUCGCGAAUCUGGAUUCGACAUCGCUGAUCCCGCCGCGUUGGAAAGCUUUCGCAAUGCAGCGGAGGAGUAUUUCUUGAAACUCGCUUCCUAUGUUCGACAGUCGAUGCUAUCGAGUCGACGUACCCAACCUAUCCCUCAAGAUGUUGAACAUGCCUUUAAGAGACAUCGUGUGCGCGUGGGCGACCUUCUCCCACACGUGAAACCCUUGCCAGACGUCCCACCGGUCCCCAUCCUCCUGCCCAGUCCACCGCCAGAAGAAGAUUCUUGGGUCAGUCUGCCGUUUCUGGGCGCGGAACUAAGCGGCAGCGACGAUCGUGACAGAAGCGCAUACAUUCCAAAGCAUUUCCCUCAGUUCCCGAGUAAACACACCUACCGUCACACUCCGGUGUUCACCGAGCGCGAGCAAGAUCCACGGAAGAUUCGCGAGCGCGCGACCGAAGACGGCAGACAUGGCGAAGAGGCCUUGCGCAAGCUAGCGCGAGCAUCAUUCAAGGAUAACCAACUUGGCUCUGCGGGCCGUGAGAAGCGACCGUGGGGUCGGAGAAUGGAGAGCAUGGAUAGUAUGUUCGAGAAGACAGUCAAAGGCAUCGCAAAGAAGGUGCAGAGAGACACCGCUGCGUCGAGUACAGCUGCGCCUUUGGAAAUCGAUUUCGGGACGCUGGAUGCGGAACCCAAGCCGGCUCGACCCAAAGUCCCAUUGAGUCUAGAGCUUCCGCCAGUGAUCAAUUGUGAAAGAGACCUAUGGCGUCGAACGACGGCCCCCAGCAACCGAAGAGCAGAGGACAAAUCACCGGGACCGAAGGAUACCACAAGCGUGACGAGGGUGGAAAGCUGGGUGAGCACAUAG
Aspergillus clavatus NRRL 1 is the source of this 1047-nucleotide messenger RNA. RefSeq names its product TBP-associated factor 8 family protein. The transcript is spliced from 2 exons. Bases 1 to 1047 code for a protein of 348 amino acids. Lineage: Eukaryota; Fungi; Ascomycota; Eurotiomycetes; Eurotiales; Aspergillaceae. Gene Ontology annotation, molecular function: protein heterodimerization activity. The record is from RefSeq and is a predicted model, not a curated record. Gene Ontology annotation, biological process: transcription initiation at RNA polymerase II promoter. Gene Ontology annotation, cellular component: transcription factor TFIID complex.